Eruca vesicaria subsp. sativa (arugula) is the source of this 2421-nucleotide messenger RNA. The record is from the annotation of a GenBank genome assembly. Lineage: Eukaryota; Viridiplantae; Streptophyta; Magnoliopsida; Brassicales; Brassicaceae.
CAUCGGAGCCUUUUUUGCCGUUUUGAUGCCGUUGUUGCCGGCGACGAGAUCUUUUCUUCACAAGUCUGUAAUUGAAUCACAUUCCGCCUUUGUUUUUUUGCUUUUUAGUAUCUUCGUGAAGAUGAAUCAAUCGAAUUUGAGGAAGUUAAGCACUUUUCACGUAUUGAUAUUCAAAAGAGACAUGUCAUCAUCUUCUUACGCCUCAGUGAAGCGAUUCCCCGAGAAAAAGUUCUUCAAUUCAAACCAAGAAGACGUUGGUGUCGUCGAGAGACUAUGUAAAGGUAAGAGAUUUAGUGAAGCAAUCGAUGUUCUGUGCUCACAGAAGCUACUUAUCGAAGCUGUUCAGCUUCUGAGUCGAGCAAAGAGACCACCUGCUUCUACUUACUGCAACCUAAUCCAAAUCUGCACACAAAGACGCGCGCUUGAACUAGGCAAGAAAGUGCAUCAACACAUUAGAACCUCCGGGUUCGUCCCUGGCGUCGUUAUCUGCAACCGUCUAAUGAGAAUGUACACGAAAUGUGGGAGCUUGGUCGAUGCGCGGAAGGUCUUCGACGAAAUGCCGCAGAGAGAUGUUUGUUCGUGGAAUGUGAUGGUGAAUGGUUACGCGGAGGCUGGGUUGGUUGAGGAAGCGAGGAAGUUGUUCGAUGAAAUGCCUGAGAGAGAUAGUUAUUCGUGGACGGCUAUGGUUACGGGUUAUGUUAAGAGACAUCAGCCUGAAGAGGCGUUGUUGUUGUAUAGUCUGAUGCAGAAGGAGCCGAACUCGAAAGGUAAUGUGUUUACGGUUUCUAGCGCGGUGUCUGCUGCUGCUGAGGUUCCGUGUGUUCGUAGAGGGAAAGAGAUUCAUGGGCAUGUGGUUCGAAGUGGUUUGGAUUCAGAUGAGGUUCUUUGGAGUUCGUUGAUGGAUAUGUAUGGGAAAUGUGGAUGUGUUGAUGAAGCGAGGAGUAUCUUUGAUAAUAAGAUAGUUGAGAAAGAUGUUGUCUCGUGGACGUCGAUGAUUGAUAGGUAUUUCAAGUCACGUAGAUGGAAAGAAGGGUUUUCUUUGUUUUCUGAGUUGGUUGGUUCUUGUUGUGUACGGCCUAAUGAGUAUACUUUUGCUGGUGUUUUGAACGCUUGCACUGAUUUAACAACAGAGGAGAUAGGGAAGCAAGUUCAUGGAUACAUGACGAGAGUUGGGUAUGAUCCUUACUCUUUCGCAUCGAGCUCUCUUGUAGAUAUGUAUACUAAAUGUGGAAACAUGGAGAGUGCGAAACACGUUGUUGAUGGAUGUUCUAAACCUGAUUUGUUUUCUUGGACUGCUUUGAUCGGCGGGUAUGCUCAGAACGGGGAGCCUGAAAAAGCCUUGAAGUAUUUCGAGUUGCUGCUUGAAUCUGGCACUAAACCUGAUCACAUUACUUUUGUAAGCGUCCUCUCUGCUUGUACUCAUGCAGGGCUGGUCGAAAAGGGACUCGAAUACUUUUAUUCGAUAACAGAGAAGCAUGGGUUGUCUCAUACGGAUGAUCACUACACUUGUCUUGUUGAUCUAUUAGCUCGGGCUGGAAGAUUCGAACAGUUGAAAGACAUUAUCAGUGAAAUGCCGAUGAAACCGAGUAAGUUUCUAUGGGCUUCUGUUCUCGGUGGGUGCAGCACUCACGGGAACGUUGAUCUAGCAGAGGAAGCAGCUCAAGAACUGUUCAAGAUAGAACCUGAGAAUCCAGCUACUUAUGUAACAAUGGCUAACAUCUAUGCUGCAGCAGGGAAAUGGGAAGAAGAAGGAAGAAUGAGAAAGAGAAUGAGGGAGAUAGGAGUCACCAAAAGGCCCGGUUCAAGCUGGACAGAGAUAAAACGUAAGCGUCAUGUGUUUAUAGCAGGGGAUACUUCACAUCCAACGCAUGAACAAAUAGUUGGGUACUUGGGUGAGUUGAGGAAGAAGAUGAAAGAAGAAGGGUAUGUUCCAGCAACGAAUCUUGUGUUGCACGAUGUAGAAGAUGAGCAGAAAGAAGAGAAUCUUGUGUAUCAUAGCGAGAAACUCGCUGUUGCGUUUGCUAUUUUGUCGACACCAGAAGGAACGGGGGUUAAGGUGUUCAAGAACUUGAGGUCUUGUGUUGAUUGUCACAGUGCUAUUAAGUUCAUAUCGAAGAUCACGAAGAGGAAGAUAACGGUGAGAGACACUACUCGGUUUCAUUGCUUUGAAAAUGGACAAUGUUCUUGUAGAGACUAUUGGUGAGAGACACUACUCGGUUUCAUUGCUAUGAGUCGCUUGACGUCCACGUUGGUCAGUCCGUGACCGUCCUUGUCACUUUAAAAGCUUCAGUGAGAGACUAUUACAUCGUGGCGUCAACCCGGUUUGGUCUUAUGAUUUUUAUAUUUUUCGGAUGUGUUCAUGCAUCUAAAUAUUGUUUGAUAAAAAUAUAUUUAAUGAUCACAUCUUGAGAAAAUGUUAAC